Molecule: messenger RNA, 525 nt
Organism: Colletotrichum higginsianum IMI 349063
Lineage: Eukaryota; Fungi; Ascomycota; Sordariomycetes; Glomerellales; Glomerellaceae
Product: Cystathionine beta-synthase (Beta-thionase)
Exons: 2
Coding region: 1-525 (174 amino acids)
Source: RefSeq, a predicted model, not a curated record
AUGGCGGCCCUGGCUCCCAAUCCCACUGCCGCGGCGGCGUCCACGUCGCAACCCAGCGACGCGUCCACCCCCUACGUCUCCAAAUGGUCCUCUCGCUACCGCGGCGCCACCGUAGAAGACAUCGACCCCCCCGCCGCCCUCUCCCUCACCCCGACCGACCCCAUCUCCCACGCCCUCAUGUCGGCCUUUGAGCGCGACUACACCCAUUUGACCGUCGUCGAUGCCCACCGCGCCCUCGUCGGCUACCUCGCCAUCCCGCACCUCCAAGCCCUGCUCGACGCCGGCAAGGUCUCGCCCUCGGACCCGCUUUCCAAGGCCAUGGUCCGGUUCCAGCGCAAGGGGCGCAAGUACCGCGUCAUCACCAUGCAGACCCCGCUGGAGGAGCUCGAAGCAUUUUUCGAAGGCGACGGCGUUGAGGGCCGGAAGAGCCAUUUCGCCGUCAUCACGGACGAAAAGAGGAGGUUCGUGCUGGGCGUCGCGACGGUGCAGGAUCUGGAGGAGUUCGUCAAGAGGAGACCGGCAUGA